AUGUCGGGGUGGUUGAGUGCGAAGAUAAAUGCGUUGGGAGAGAAGGUGAUGGAUUCAGUGUUGGAUGCGGUGACGAACAAUCAGGAAGUUCACUUCAGAAAUCUACAGCACAUGCAACAAUGGUCUGUCUCCCGUCUUGUUAAUCGAGUGGUCAAUGCGAAGUACUUUUACAGACAGGCCAAUGUGGCUCCUUGUUUGGCCUUCGACGAGAUAUUUCCGCCGCCACCACCGCUCUCUGCUGCUGCUGCUGCAGCUGUCGCAGCAGCUGCCGCUGCUGCCGACAGGGACAUGCAGAGACGCCCUGCGCCAGGCAACAAACUGCAAAAUACGCCGAGAGCCAUAAGCUCCAGCAGCAGAGGCGGUAGUAGCAAGGUUCCCAGCGGCUGCAACACUGAGGAGAACAUCGUCGUUCAAGGAUUGCCAUCACAGGCCGGCCAUCCCCAUCCGCAGCAGCAGCAGCGUCAGGGCUCACUGCUGCCACCCUUCAUUCCUCGCGAUGGAGUCGGCAGGCUCUUCAUCCGAGUUCCGGGUGCCUGUUUGCUGCUCUUCAGUGCAGAGGGAGUUCGAAGCAGCCCGUUGCUGCUGCAACGGGAGAAGCACCAGCAGCAGCUAACCUGGAUGUUGCGUGCGCUGGUGGAGAACCAGCAGCAACAGAGUCGUACAGUACGUCUUAGCAGCAGCAGCAACAACAGCAGCGACUGUGUAAAUGAAUUACCGUUUGACGCUUCCUUCGAGUUUCCCGUUAGGGAUCUGUGGACCGACAUUUCACUUGAAGUCAUUUGCAUUCGACCUUGCAGACAAAUCAUACUGAAGGCACACAGAGAAGCUGGUGUUGCUGCCACCCCUGCAAACAGCAGUGGCAACAGCAGCAGCGCGAAUGCGCCACUUGAAGACGUUUCAGGGCUGUCUGCGGCUGCUGCAGCAGGCCGACUGCCCCCGCAACAGCAAGAAAUGCUGCUGCAGCAACUGCAGCAACACGUUAACAGUCAGGCUGACGACUCCAACUUUGGGCCCAUACGCCAACAAGAGCAACAGCAACAGCAGGGGUUGUCUGUAGCUUCAACGGAUCUUGCACCUUCCGACGCAUUCCCAAGUUUGGAUGAGAGGCAACUGUAUGGCCGCGUCAUUAUACCCUUGUCCUCUUUUCUUCGCGCUGUAGCUCCAGUGCAGAAACAAGGAGAGCGACAGCAACAGAGGCGGUGCUGGGCGACAGGUUCUGGAUGGGUUAGUGAGGGGGAGUUUUGGGCUCACCUAUAUCCCGACAACAAGAAGCAGCAAGAGAGAAAGUAUCUGAGGCCAGUUCGAGGUUUCGAAGACUACGGCAUGAAGAAUCCGGUCUCCUCUCUGGGUUUUUUGCGCAUGCAAAUUCGUUUCGAAUGGCUUCGGCCUCCUUAUGCAGCUUCUCUUCUGUCAAUUUGUUUACCACCCUCUUCUAUCUGGGUUGUGCCGUCUUCUCCAGAGCCGCAUUAUGUCCAAACAUUCGGUAUCCGAUGUAGAAAUUGGAGCAUCUCAGAGCCUAGAUGGAUCACCAAGUUCAUCAAGCUUGGGUCGCCUUCACACCUGCGGAGCUCCCUUUCGGAUUGGAUAUUUGUUGGAUUUUUUUGGUUGUUUUUGUUCAUUUCGAUUGUUCUUGCCAGACCUCAAGACAUCCCUUGUACUGUCGCCUUGUGUAUUUCUGUAGUUUCCCUGUCUUACAAAUACUUAGACACGCAAAAAGACAGCACAUCACCAUGCUACAGCAGCUCUCUGUUGCCAAGUAGUAGUUGCAAUAACAAAGGGGGAGGUGGCAUGGGAUUUUCUGAUGAGCAUUUGCUCAAAAACGAGAGGGCCAUACCUUUACCUGUACUGCAGUGCAGCACGCGAUCGCUUCCAUCCCCUGCCCACUUCACGCAUACGGCAGUGGCAUCUGCUGGACCUGCAGUUACCACUUCUGGGAACGUUGCAGCACCAGAGUUUUCUACUUCGGCAAUUGCGCCAGCCCAGUACGCAGACGGAAUGGCAUCGAAAGGAAAAAGUACUGAGUGUCCUGCGGGCCUGAGAAGCCACGCUGUUUGGCAGGUGCCACAGCAUCAGCAUCAGCAAAUGCAAAUGGCAGGCAAGGACGCAUUCUGCUCCGCUACUGCAUCUGAACAGGAAGUCACUAGCGGCAUCUCAUUAGGACACCUGGAGCGGCUUCAGCGUGCGGACUCGUUCUCGCAAGAACCAGUCAUUAAGCGUUCGUCUAAUCAGGGUCUGUGGCCCCUGCUGUCACUGGGUACUGAAGACGGAGAAUCUGGGACAGCCCCAACGGAAGCAGCGGCAGGAACGCCUUCAGCAACAGGAACAGCAGCAUCGUGUUCAGCACCAGGAGCAGUAGGCACUGGCGAAGAGACUGAAAAAGAGGGAGCCUCUAUUGUGCAUAGCCCCUUCGGCAAAAUUCGUGUGUCCGUACACUCCAGACCCAAUGGAGGGGAGGAGUGGCCCAUAUUUGCAGAUGAUGAAGCAGAGCCUCUACUAGCGCAGCAGCUUCAUUACCUCGUCGAGCUAUCAACGGUACUACAGCUUUUCUUUGGGUAUACAGCUCAAUUUUUGGACAAACUGAAGUAUGCAUUUAACUGGGAAGAUCCUUUGUUGACAUUUGGGUCUGUUGUUUUACUGCUGCUGCAUGGGUUUCUCUUCUCACUGCUACUGCAGCUACUUUCCUUUCUGCCGUUUCACUACUGGAGGCUGUUUGCAUUCUGCUGCCUUCUCUUUGGGGCAACGAAUUUUACUGCCGCAGCAAAGUCUGUUGUCAGCUUUGAGCUGAGCAAGUUGGAGGCGAGACGGAAUGAACGGCUAGCUGCUGCAGAAUCUCCUGCUGCAGCCGGAGCAGCAGCAGCCGGAGCAACAGCUUUCCCCUCAAUGCAGAAACCAGUAGGAACAGAAGCCCAUAGUGAUUCUGCUAAUACUUCGACAGGAGACCGCUCCAGCGCCUGCAGGAGCGCGUAUCCACAGAAACAAGGAUUCUGGCUAGCGGGCAUCCUGAGGCAGAGGCGGAGCAGCAGCAGCAGCAGCAGCAACACAACUGGAACGAAGACGAUGGAUCAGGCACCAGCAGCAGUACCGUCAGCAAGAGCAGCCGGGGGUGCAUCAAGCGCCUCCGAUCUGGGGCACAGCAGUGGUGGAGACAUAGCAGGUGACGAGGUGCUGUUGUUCCCUGCUACAGGAGGCAGUGGCAGCCUCGGUAGCCGCCUGCGGCAAUUACUUUUGCGCGGGUGCAUGCUGGUACUGGCUGUGUGCCUGAGCGCAUUCAGGGUAGUACUGGGUUUGCUUGACACUUACAUAACAGGCCGCAUUAUUUGUGCUGCCGAGUCUGCUGUUGUUUCGUAUUUCGCGAUCAUUGCUUUCUGGUGGCUACAUCUGCCAGAGCAGCGGGAGAUGGAGCACCGGCAGAUUGCUGUCUCGCAGCUGUUGCCAUCCCUUUCUGUACUGAUACCACCAGAGGAUCGCGAAGCGGCAGCAUUGCGCCCGCAGCAGCAGCAGCAUCAGCAGCAUACAACAGCAGCAACACCGGGAGCACGCCCCCAACCCGCUGAAGAAGGGAUGACGCCAUCUGCUGGUGUCGCUGAUGUCAAGCCCCAUGGGUUGUACCCGCGAGAUGUAUAUACAUUUCUGCGGCGGUACUGCCGCAGCAGGUGGCAGCGAGAAAACCCAGUGACUGCUCAGCUGUACGCGGCAGCCCCAUAUUUGAUGCCGCGCAGCAGGAGCAGCAGCCUAGGCUUGGAUGAGUCUCCGUCGCAGCAGCAGCAGACGAAACGGGAAACAACGUCAUUUUCUUCUCUCUCUGCAGAACUGAGCAAGGCAGCAUCGUCCUCUUGGGGUUUUACGGCUGGUGACGCCGAUUUGCAGCAGGCCGAGCAACAACAGCAGCAGCAGCAAGCGGGAUCAAAUUCGCCACACGGGCUCGGACGGUGUGGCAGCGCGGGGACAGUGGAGGGAGGUACUGGCUUAGAGUUCUCGCAGCCGUUGGAUAAGGGUCUGUCUGCUUCUGCUUCGCUGACGCACCUGACGGCACAGGGAGAAAUCGACAGGCUUUUGUGUCACCCCGAGUUUCUCGCCUGGCAGCGGUGUCUCUUUGAAAGAGGCCAACAGCCUGCUUCAGAUGAGAUGAGCGAAGAAGACCAUCAGCACUUGCAGCGCUUGUCGAUGCAACGGCAGCCUCAACAGCAAGACAGUGAGACGGCACGGAGCGGGCAGCCCAAAAGGGCCCAGCAGCAGCAGCAGCAGCAAGUGACGCCUGAUCAGCAAGGGACCCAGCAGGAAGCGGCAGGACCGUUUGGAGGUCUCGGAUUCCCUGGCCUGAAGGCCUUCUUUGGACAUAAGAGCAAGAACUCGGAUCAGCAGGCCUGCAAGAAGAGCGGCAAUGAAGGAGGUAACAGCAGCAGUAGCGCUUGUGUGGAGCGGGAUAUGAAACAGCUCGAUUCUGGUGCUGCAGAGAAAGAAGGCCAACGGCGCCUGGCUGUAAGGUUCUGCGAUGGCUCCUCUGCCAGUGUGGUGGGGACUUGCGGCGCGCAGCAGCAAGAGAAACAGGACUGUCCUUAUAUUGAAGGUCCUCAAUUCGUCUGUUCAGAAGAGGUAGGGGGCACAACCAGGAGCAGCUGUAGCAGCAACUGGCAAGCAGCAGCUGCCACACCUGCACCGAGCUCGGGCAGCGCUGGAAUGCCAAGAAGAGAGCUUAAAAAUAAUGCAACGCAGCCUGAAGCAGGACAGCUGCAUUCAUUGCACGGGUCAGCUCAUCCCGAGGAGUUGGCUACUUUGCCGUUGGCUCAGCAGCAAGUGCUGCAACAUCCGGGUGAUCGGGCUACCGCUCCGGCCUCACCAAGCAUUAACAGCAGCAGCGGCAAUCCGGCAGCAGCAUUCGCUAUGUCUCCUACUGCAACACCUCAAGGCGAGCCCAUGAGCCAGUCAACGACGACCAGGUCGUCUGUGACCCAGCAGGAGCACGAAGCAGACCCGGCACCUUCGCAGCAGCAGCACCCGAAUGGCAGAGAGAAUGCAGAGGCCACAGACUUGUGGUGCAAAGGCCAGCAGCAUGCACAGAUGGCACUGCAACACCUGCAGAGCGUACAGCAGCAGCUGAUAGCCAUGGAAGAACAACAGACUAUUCUCGCACGGAAAGCAUUGCAGGUGCGGUCUUCGGAAGCCACAGAAACAAACCACGAGCAGCAGCUGGGCGAAACAGACGAACAACAUCAAAGUGGUAAUCAGGUGGAGACUUCUCCUAGUGAUGAGCUGAGCAAGGCGCCGUCGCAGCAGCAACAGCAGCAGCAGCCUCCAUGGUGGGUUCCUGGCCCAUGGAACGAAACAAUUUCGUCUCCGCUUGGUCCUGCGAGAACCAGUAGCUCUCCCCGGCGCCAACAGCAGCCAUCGCAGCAGCAACGACCACAGCUGCAGCAGCGGUACUUUAGCAGCAGCAUUCCGGAUUUGAGUAGCCGCAGUGGAUGGCUUCUGGGUUCAGGGGAGCUCCAGCAGCAGCAGUCAGACCCAACAGGCAUCACUGGUAGGAGCAACAGCUUAGGGUUUUUGACGGAAAAGGACACGUUUUCAGCUGCCAUUGCAUCUAUUGGGAAUUUCGUAGAGAGCUUAGGAUGGAAUCUGAACUCUUCUCCCACGCCAGUUCCUUCUAGGGUACCUCCUUCAGACCCUGCUGCAGCUGCCAGUGCUGCAGGUGAGGAUGUGCCUGCAAGGCCAUCACAAGAUACACCGGCUUCAGAAGCGAACCCGAGUGGAUGA
Messenger RNA from Eimeria necatrix, 5751 nucleotides. RefSeq lists its product as hypothetical. NCBI's taxonomy places the organism in Eukaryota, Apicomplexa, Conoidasida, Eucoccidiorida, Eimeriidae. The transcript has 6 exons. The coding region runs from base 1 to 5751 and encodes 1916 amino acids. The record is from RefSeq and is a predicted model, not a curated record.